This is a messenger RNA of Pistacia vera, 831 nucleotides long. Its product is annotated as heterodimeric geranylgeranyl pyrophosphate synthase small subunit, chloroplastic-like. The transcript is spliced from 2 exons. NCBI's taxonomy places the organism in Eukaryota, Viridiplantae, Streptophyta, Magnoliopsida, Sapindales, Anacardiaceae. The record is from RefSeq and is a predicted model, not a curated record. The coding region runs from base 1 to 585 and encodes 194 amino acids. Gene Ontology annotation, biological process: isoprenoid biosynthetic process. Gene Ontology annotation, molecular function: prenyltransferase activity.
AUGUUGCCAAGAGCCAAGCCUCAUCUUCCUUGCUGGGAUGCACUCUUCCCUCUUGGAUAUGAACACAUUGUAUCCCACACACCCUCUGACCUUGUACCUGAAACCUGCAUCCUUCGUGUGAUUGCUGAGAUCGCCCGUGCUGUGGGAUCAACUGGCAUGGCUGCCGGGCAGUUCCUUGAUAUUGAAGGUGGGCCUAAUUCUGUUGAAUUUGUGCAAGAGAAAAAAUUCGGUGAAAUGGGUGAGUGCUCUGCAGUGUGUGGAGGAUUGUUGGCUGGUGCAGAAGAUGAUGAAGUGCAGAAAUUGAGGAGGUAUGGAAGAGUUGUUGGGCUAUUGUAUCAAGUGGUUGAUGAUUUGUUGGAUGCGAAAACACAGAGUGAGGAAGAUGAAGAGAAAACAAAAAAGAAGGGGAAGAGUUAUGUUCCUGUCUAUGGCGCUGACAAGGCUAUGGAGGUGGCUGAGGAACUCAGAACCAAAUCUAAGAAAGAAUUGGAUGGGUUCGAGAAGUACGGUGAGAAAAUGGUGCCACUUUAUAGCUUUGUGGAUUAUGCUGCCGACAGAGGAUUUUCUGUUGGUGAUUCAAGUUGAUACAGUUUUCUUUGUGCAUCACACUGCUGAGAAGGGGCUGAAUAUUAUUGUUUUAAGUUUAUUAAGGAUUUUUCGCAGUGUUGAUUGCAGUGAAUACUCUCAGAGUUUGAUACAUAGUACACGUUUGAAUCAUUAAAGCCGGCUCAUAUAGAAUGUUUUUCCAUUGAAAAUGGAGAUGUCAAGCUUUGUAAUUGUAUUUAGUUGAAUGUUUGUAGCUGUUCUUCAACAUUGUAAGUAUGUUGCUUA